AUGGGCAACACUCCAGCGUGUUCAUCAAAACCUUCGCCGAUGAAAAACAACACUUCACCAUUGUAUAAACUCAAAGCAAGUAGUCCAUUACCAGCGCGUAUUCAUCAUUACAAAGAGCAAACGUCUAUUCAACCAAUGUUUUCUCCGUCGAAAACUAAAGAGUUCUUCUCUCUUGCGUUGUCAUUUCAAGUCGAAUUAGACUUGACACAUAUCAAAUGUUUUGAACCAAUUCAGAUCGAACAUCAUCAUACGUCGAGAAUGACGAAAUGA
Messenger RNA from Adineta ricciae, 270 nucleotides. Lineage: Eukaryota; Metazoa; Rotifera; Eurotatoria; Adinetida; Adinetidae. The record is from the annotation of a GenBank genome assembly.